This is a messenger RNA of Bombus pyrosoma, 3458 nucleotides long. RefSeq names its product lysoplasmalogenase-like protein TMEM86A. Lineage: Eukaryota; Metazoa; Arthropoda; Insecta; Hymenoptera; Apidae. The record is from RefSeq and is a predicted model, not a curated record. The transcript is spliced from 6 exons. Bases 1232 to 1924 code for a protein of 230 amino acids. Gene Ontology annotation, cellular component: membrane.
CGAUAUAUUUCAAAUUACAAAAAGACUAAUUUGAUUGUUCUUUAAUUUCUUUAUAUUUCAUGUAAUUUAUUAAGAAUCGAUUUAAUUGGAUUUAGAAGACGAUACUUAGAUAUAAAUAAAUAUAUAUUUAUAUGUAAAUAUCUUUCAUAAUAUCAAUCUUUGAUAAUACAUAUAUUUAUUAUCCAUCAUGCAAGGUCGAAAGUUUUCAAACACUGCAAUCGAGAGUUACGUCAUCUCGACUGAUUCGAUACAUUUUAAAUUAUGAAAGAACUACGUUAUUCGUUAGUUUUUAUUAUAUACUAAUUCGUUUGAUUUACUAAAAUUCAUUUUAAUCUUCAAGUAUUAACAUGCAAGAUUUAGUAAAAGAGAAAACUUUGUGAUUUAUGAAAUUUUGAACACUUGGUAUGAAAAACUUUGAACACUUCAGUAUAACAUAUUUAGUAGGGUAUGUAUGUGAUAUGAAGUGUUAUGUAAAACAUUUUGAAAUUUUAUUAGCACUAUGAUGAGACAAUCUUCGGCGUUUUUUGUUAUUACUCUUUAAUAUGCAAAUUAAGAGUAUUAUUUGAACAAUACAAAUGCCACAUUGAUCAAUUCCAUAAACUGAAUUAUGUAGAAAUUACUAUAAUUAGGUGUAUGAUGUUCUAGAAAAAUUACGACGUAAGAUUGAAAUCUAACUCGAAAAAAUGACAUGUCAUAUGAAUUAACCUAGUAUGUACAUUGUUAGAUUCGGUUCAAACUUUACCAAUAUAAUCACGACAGUUGUGUUUCAUUAUAGUAACGAAAUUUCAAAUUGUUUUGUAUAAUAUACGCAUAAAAUGUCUUUAAAAGUGUUUGUGCACUUUCGUGAGUCACUGUAACACUCAAGAAUUAUAUUCAUGAUUAUAUUUGCAAAAAGUUUAUAUAGAUGUUUACAUACUUUACUGAGCCACUGUGAGAUUACAAAAAACUCCAUCUACUUGACGUAUCUUCGUAUUGCCCGCGGCAUGACAGUGUUAGAAACGUGUCUGUGCUAGGGUUAAAAGAAAAGGACCUAACCUCUAUUGGUCACCGUAAACUAUUGUUACAAGAUCAACCAAUAGGAAACGAUGUUGUUCACGCGGAGAGAAAUAAUGCAGAAGUUGGGGGAACAGUCUACUGUGGCAAUUGUAUGGUAACUGACAGUUCAGUGGAAAAUAUCGUGUAUGUAGGUGCAUGUCAUUAUUCAGAUCGAAAAAUUACGGUUUAAUCGAAAAUGUCAUCUCCUGCACAAGUGUUAAAAAGUGUCGGCCCAAAGCUAGUCCCAUUCUUUAAAAGCGUGUCCGUGUAUUUUAUAUUACUGGCCGAGCAGCCGUCCCUGCUGACGGCAUGUUUCAAGUGUUUGCCAAUUAUAAGUCUUAUCGUCUUUGUUCUUCUACAUGGAAUUAGUUUAUCGCAGGAAUACAGAUUCUCCAGACGAAUAUUGACAGGGUUGAUAUUCAGUUGCAUAGGAGAUGCGCUAUUGGUUUGGCCUAGUUGUUUCACGCCAGGGAUGUGCAUGUUUGCCCUGGCCCAAAUCAUGUAUAUCAGUGCAUUCGGUUUUAUACCGCUUAACAUAAUGUUAGGUACAAUUUUAUACGCGUUGUGUUCGCUAGUCAUAUACGCUUUAAUGCCUGGUCUGAAUGGAAUUCUGGUGAUUGGGGUUCCUGUUUACACGGUGUUACUAACCACCAUGGCGUGGAGGGCAAUCUCUAGAGUGGAAUUUUACAAAGUACAGAGAAAAGAGCUAUGGACGUGGACUAAAUUAUGCAGCUGCAUUGGUAGUAUAUGUUUCCUCAUAUCUGAUACGCUGCUCGGAUUUCACUAUUUUCAUACUCCACUACCUUAUUCUCAGUAUUUUUCAGAUUUCUAUAAUGUUAACGUACUAUGCGGCUCAAUUGGGAAUAGCUUUGAGCGCAGUUGGUUCUAAAAAUAGCAACAACAACAAUAAUAAUAACGUUAGCAAUGAUAAAACUGACACAGCCUUGGUCAAGGGUUAAGAGAGAAUUUCCUCUUCUGUUUAUAGACUAUAAAUAUUAUGAAUUACAUUAUACUGCUCGAAAUAAUUCGAAACAUAGGCACGAAUGAAAAUACUCUAAGAUAUUAGGAAAGUUUAGUUUCCACAGCGUUGAUAACUGUCGAUAUAUAGAUAAUAAUCUAGCUAUUUUGAGCAGUAUAUUACGACUAGAGACCACAUAGAUCAGUUUAGCGUAAUCGUUGUUUUGAAAUAGGUACAAUGCACCUCGUUAAAGGAUUUAUGAUAAUCGUAAAUCUAGAAAUCAUAAACACUGCCACUUUCCUAAGGCAAGGAUUUUUACCUGAUCAUUCAAUGAUUCAUUGUAGUCGAUAUUUAUUGCAUUUAACGAUCGUCUGAUGAACGUUAUUCAUUCCCUUUCUCUCCGACGUGAACGUCGAAUCGAAAGAAAGAUAUACAUAUAUACUUGAAAUGCUGUGAAUUAUUAAGUAUAAUCGUAUAAUGUUAUUUAGCGACAAUUAGGAUGCUCUUUGUGAUUGCAAGAAUUCUUUUUAGUCCUAUUAAUACUACAUAUAUGCUCAACGUAUAAUGUUUACUCAGACUUUCACGUUCGUUUAUACCGUUAUGAACGUUGAAUAUUAAUAGAGACGAAAAAUUUCAAUGUUUCUAUAUAAUUGUCAACUCGAAACGAACUUCUCGAGUAAAAUAUUCGCAAAGAUGUUGAUACGCGCAGUUUGUAUAUCAUUUCGUGAUACAUAUUACGAACCAAAAUGUAUUUCUUUGUACAGUAGUGAGUAAAAAUGCUAAAUAUCUCAAGAAUAGUUGAAUGUUAGUUAAAAGUGUACAGAUAGAACGACUUACUUUUACUAAAGUGAAUAAUGAAAUUCUACAUGUUUUGGUACUGUUCUCUCGUUUCGAAUAAUAAUAUAAAAGAGAAAGAAGAAAAUUGUUUGAGGAUUUUAAAAACCUUUAGCAAUUAUUCUUGUAGUUGAAUUUCUACUACUAAAACUGGAAACUUCACGUAAGAAUAUAAUAUAUCAUAUAUUAUUUUACUAUUGCAUUUACCAUUAUUAUUAUAAAUAUUAGACAAUAGUAUUGCAUUUAUUCUAAUUAUGAUAGAUACCAAGUAGAAUAUUGACUCGAACAACUAAAAUAUUAUUUUUUCAAAGAAACUAUCUUUUAUAUAUCUAUGCCGAAGGAGAAGUACGAUUUUCCCUUCGGACAAAAAUGCGCAUUUUAUAUCUUAGACAUUGUAAUAAUUGACUAGUACACGUUCACUCAUAGAUCUCGAUGACAUAUCACUUAAUAUUAAUGAUUGAACUAAUCAUAUUCAAACCGUAAAAGAACCUGAAUUUCUUAGUAGGUAUAAUUAGAGCUGAGUAAAAAUGAACUUGAUUAAAAAAACGAAAAAGAAUAAAUUUCAAAUAAAACAACUGAGGUAUGAAUGAGAUUUUUGUUAAAAUUGAAAUAAUGUUAACAUUUAUUAUUA